CCUGUCAGUAGCAUCACAAUGUUUACACAACCACAGUUGACUUUUGGGCCACUGAGGUGGACACUUUUACCUUCCAAGAGUCAUUUUGACUUCCAGUGGUCUCUAAUUAACCUUGAAAAGGAUACAGAAUGUCCAUUUAUUUCACUUCCGGGUUGCUCUUUGCAUACUUUGCAUUACCUGGAAUCUUACUUGGGAACUUGGCCUUCCGGUGCCCAAGUUGUACCGCGGAGCGUCAAGCCGCAUGUCCAACAGUCACUCCGGCGUGUCCAGAAAUGGUGAGGGAGCCGGGCUGUGGCUGCUGUCCCGUGUGUGCCCGGCUGGAAGGGGAGCUCUGUGGUGUCUACACGCCGAGGUGCUCCGGUGCCCUGAGGUGCUACCCCAGCACGGACUCUGAAUUACCUUUGCAGCAGCUCAUCCACGGUUUAGGACGAUGUGGACAACAGGUGGACUUGGAUGUGACGACAAGUCCGGACCAGCAGGCUACAAAUGAGAUGCAUGGAACUGAGAGUCCUCUUACCAAAAGACCUGCCCCAGAAGCUCGGAUUUGGCAGGAGUCCGCCAUGAAACAACACCUGAACGACCGCAAAACCAAGAUGAGGAAGAAUCCACUGGAGGACCCUCGAACCCAGAAAGUGCUUCAGAGUGCAUGUCAGCAGGAGCUGGACAGCGUCUUGGAGGAGAUCUCCAAAAUCACCUCUCAGGAUAACAGAGGCCCACUGGAGGACCUGUACGUACUGAAACUCCCAAACUGUGACAAACACGGCCUGUACAACCUCAAACAGUGCAACAUGUCCACCCACGGCCAGCGGGGCGAGUGCUGGUGCGUCAACCCGUUUACCGGGGUCCAGAUUCCAACGACGCCUAAAGUAAGAGGGGAUCCCAACUGUAACCAGUGGCAGGAGGAGAUGAGAGAGCUGCCCACUGCAGCAGCGUUCCACUAGCACUGUCCGGGACGCCCUUUGAAUGGGUUGGGUUUCCUUUACAAUUCCAACUGUGGCGGGAUUUGUAAAAGAUGUUGCAAUGUAUGAAGGCUUUCUCUCAUUUUUUUGUUGUUGUUAUCACUAGGUUAACAUAUUGUUACUGUCAGGCUAUCUAGACCACAGCCAAUAGUGUGUCCAUCCCUCAGUGCCCUUCCCUCUGCGAGACAAAACACUGUUUUGUUUUCUUUUAAUUAAUGCACUGAAAUAACAGGGUACGGGAGUUUUCGGCAAGUAUUUAUUAAACCGGAGGAGAUUUGGGUUUAUUUGUUUAGAACUAUUUUUAGCUAUGGCCUAAUACACAUUUGGUAGGUAUUUAUAGAUUCAUGGCAGCAGGACAGUUUAUGUGCCAUUUAGUCCAACUAGCGCGCUUGUUGUUUUUGUAAUAAACAAACGUGCCAACCAGUGCAUUUAUAGAGGAAAAAGUUCUAUCAUGCCUUGGCUAUGCAGGCAGUACUUGCCAGGAUCUUUUCAUUGUUGCUUUCGGCCAUAUCACUGGAAUUGUUGACAAUAAAAAAAUACAAAUAGAAGUUUAUCAGCCUUAUCUUUUAAAGCUGCAUUGAUUAAUAGUUUGGGCCACUUGGGGGCAGCAGAACAAGCUGUAAAAGAUGACAUUUGUAAUUUGUUAUUAUUUCAGCUAUAUUAGCAUUCCUCUUGAGCUGUGUGUUUUACCCCCUGACAAAAGUUAAUCCAAUGUUGACUGUUUCGUUUUUACUUCCUUUGAAUCUCUACCAACUCCAUCGAAAGAGAUACGUCUCUUUAGCUGCUAAAGGGUUUCCUUCAUAAGCCGCUUCGCCCAGCUAGCAUACACUGGCUUCAGUGGGUACUGUGGGAUGGUUAAUGGGAGACCUGACAAUGAACAAAACAAUGAAGAAUCCUCUUAGGAGAUGAGAAAAUCUAAAUUGCCUUUGGUUUUGUGUCAAAUGAUUAUUAUUGCAUUCAAAGGACUUGUAUACUCUGCAACAGUUUGGCUAAGCUGAAGAUAAAGAUUUACAGGUGCUCCAUGAAAUCCUUCAUAUGUAUGUGCACACUGUUCAGAAAUCACUUUUGUGACAACUUUUUUUGUUAAAUAAUUGAAUCAAGAAGGUAAUUAAAAGUUCACUGUAUCAGUAUCACUGUCAUACUUGUCAUACAGUGUCAUGUCAUACAUUUUGUAAUGUUCCUUCAUCGUCAUUCAUUCCUACAUCGUUUGCUGUAAAUUAAAUUGAACUUUUCUCAGACAAUCUCAACUCAGGGUUUCUAACGCGACACCAUAUCCUCGUGUUGCCAUAAACCCACCCAUCAGUUUGGUUUGCUGCAGAGAGCUAUCCUUGUUAUUUGUCAGCAGUUUUUCCAUCAACACUUGUCAACUCCAAAUAACUGUGACUUAAAAAAAGGGCACUUGUGGUAAUAACGCUUGAACCUGGCGUGGAGCUUCAGUAUUUUUAUUACUGCUAUGUGCAGAGACAUGCAUGUGUGUGCAUGAGCACAUAUGUGCAAGUGUGUGUGUGUGUGUGUGUGUGUGUGUGUGUGUGUGUGUGUGUGUGUGUGUGUGUGUGUACCCAUGUGUUGCUAGGGUUACUAAUGAAGUGUUGAGAAGAGGAGGGCUUAGGAUGAGCGGCUGACAUUGACAAACGUGACACUAAGCGGGGAGAGGUGUCUAUGAAUAAACCAAGUAUGCAAAUGCACACACACACACACGUAUUUCUGUUGCAGAUCACGGUCUAUAGAUGGGUAACUCACCAAGGGAAGUGAGGGUGCUAUUAAUGAUUCUGAAUGCCCAAGACAAAACUAGAUACCGUGACAACGUGUUUAACUUUGUGCAGUAUUGUCUCACUUUUACAGGAAGUGCUGGAACAAUUCUGUCAUCCUGAGACUGUAAACCAUCCGCUGAUCUGGUCCGUUUGACAGUGAGUGAUGUGGGUUGAUUCUUCAGAAGAUACAGCGUCAUCAGAAAGUUGUGUUGCAUGUGUUCUUAUCGCAAUAAAGAUUACGGAGGAUGUGCUCUUGUAAAACUGAAUCCCAAAUUGGUCCCGAUGUGCAGGCAGCACUAUGUAUGUGGACUCUGCCACCAGUGUGUGAAUGUGUGUAAAUGCAUGAAUGAUGACAUGCAGUUUACAAUUGCUUUGGACAAUGAAACGACUAGAAAGACGCAAUACAAAUUUAACAUCAAACAAAUACAUGUGAAUACAUCUCUGAGGUCAAACUGUUUCUCAAGUCAGAUUUGUAUAGAACUCAUAUGUACAUAACAUAAAUAGUUAUAAGUCCCUCUAGCUUUCAAUCCUCUCCACACUGGAGUGAAAUUCUGAGCGAGAAUACACUGUAAAAAAUGAGACAAAUCCCACAGGUUUAGGCGUUAUCUUUUGGGCGAAGUAUUUUUAUUAUUAUUUUGAUCUAUUUCUUUAAUGUAGCCUUUUGAAAUGCAUUUUUUUAUCUGGAUCAUCCCCGCCCCCCCAUCUGGUCACAUUAGGAAACAUUUGGCCCACAACCUUCGAAAUGUACAUAUAACAUGUGAGUAUUGUUUUGAGGCAGACUUGGAAAUAAACAUUGUAAAAAGGUCAA
This is a messenger RNA of Gasterosteus aculeatus aculeatus (three-spined stickleback), 3518 nucleotides long. It is a transcript of the gene igfbp2b, whose product is annotated as insulin-like growth factor binding protein 2b. The record is from RefSeq and is a predicted model, not a curated record. Gene Ontology annotation, cellular component: extracellular region. Lineage: Eukaryota; Metazoa; Chordata; Actinopteri; Perciformes; Gasterosteidae. Gene Ontology annotation, biological process: regulation of insulin-like growth factor receptor signaling pathway. Gene Ontology annotation, molecular function: insulin-like growth factor I binding; insulin-like growth factor II binding.